Alternaria postmessia is the source of this 4179-nucleotide messenger RNA. RefSeq lists its product as uncharacterized. Gene Ontology annotation, cellular component: nucleus. The record is from RefSeq and is a predicted model, not a curated record. Gene Ontology annotation, biological process: positive regulation of transcription by RNA polymerase II. Lineage: Eukaryota; Fungi; Ascomycota; Dothideomycetes; Pleosporales; Pleosporaceae. The coding region runs from base 1 to 4179 and encodes 1392 amino acids. The transcript is spliced from 2 exons. Gene Ontology annotation, molecular function: ATP-dependent chromatin remodeler activity; DNA binding; ATP binding.
AUGGCGUCGGUUCAACCCAACUCAGAAAUGCCUGGGCAGGCACCGCUCGCCGCCAACAUCACGCGAGAGCAGAUCCAACAUGUCUUCCAGCGCUACACCGCGAUGAAGCAGCAAGGCGUACCCGAGACCAACCCCGAGUUCAUCAAGGCGCGCAAUCUUCUCACCAUGGUGCAGAAGCAGAACCAGUUCCAGCAACAGCAGAAGAUGCUACGGCAACAGCAGCUGCAGCGCCAGCAGGGUCAGAUGGAUCCUCAAGCUGCUCAGCAAAAUGGCGCCAGCAUGGCUAUGUCCAACGGCACCAAGCCUGCUGCUGCUAGUGAUGGCAAGGUCGCUACGCCUGCGCCUGCUUCUAGUGGUCCUUCAUCUACCAUGCAAAUUGCGACUGCUGGUGGGCAAGCUCCUCCUUCCGAUGGACAGACUCCCACAUCGGCCACCAGUGGUUCGAUGGCGCUGUCCAAGGACCAGCUGCUUAUGCUACGUGCUCAAAUUGGAGCUUUCAAACAUCUCUCCAAGGGUCUGCCAUUGCCAACCAACAUGCAACAGCAGAUCUUCGGUCAUCAUCAAGCCAAAAAGCCCCAGAAUGCCGCCGAGGCUGUAGCUGCGGCUUCCCAGAUGCUCGAUAAUGCCACCCGCGCAGGCAGCACCCCGGGCGCAACUGGCGGCGCAGUACAGGAAACUCGAACUCUACCUCGCCUUCCAGACACGUUCAUCGAUCCCUGGAGUAGCGAAGCUUUCCGCGAUGUAAACUACAUCUCUCACACUCAGCGCAAAAACCGACCAUACCUCGCGACUAUCAUGCCCCAGGGUGUGGACAUUGAUGCGGUUCAGGAGAGCAUGGCGGAAAUGCGCAAGGAGCGCGAAAUCCUACUUUACAACCGACUCACGGCGAGAAAGGCCGAGUUGGAGAAGGUUCACGCGAACAUCGGUUCCUGGGAUACCAGCAAGACCGAUACGCCUGAAGACGAUGGAAAGGUCAAAUUGGCUCUGGUCAUCGAGCAGAAGAAGCUCAACCUACUGGAGAAGCAGCGCAAGCUGCGGAGAGAGAUUGCCCAGCAAAUGAUCCAUGCUGACAACCUUGCCAUGACAGCGAACCGAACAGUAUACCGACGCCUUAAGAAGCAAUCGAUGCGCGAAGCCCGUCUUACCGAGAAGCUAGAGAAGCAGCAACGCGAUGCACGCGAGACCAAGGAGAAGAAGAAGCAUCACGAGUUUAUCGAUGCUAUCCGCAAGCACCGCACAGAGUUGCAGGAAGCUGGCGCCGCUCAGCGCAUGCGUCUGCAGAAGCUCGGCCGUACCAUGAUCACAACACACCAGAACAUCGAGAAGGAAGAGCAAAAGCGUAUCGAGCGCACCGCCAAGCAGCGUCUGCAGGCUCUCAAGUCCAACGACGAAGAGACCUACCUCAAGCUUUUGGGCCAAGCCAAGGAUACUCGUAUUUCGCACUUGCUCAAGCAGACCGAUGGUUUCUUGAAGCAACUCGCCGACUCCGUCAAGGCACAGCAACGGUCUGCAAACAACUCAUACGAGCCGGAGGAGCCGGAAGAGGAGAGCGAUGCCGAAUCUGGCGAUGAAGACCGCCCAGGCAAGAAGAAGACCGACUACUACGAGAUUGCUCAUCGUGUCAAGGAAGAGGUUACACAACAGGCUACCAACUUGGUUGGAGGUACCUUGAAGGAGUACCAGCUGAAGGGUCUGCAGUGGAUGAUAUCCCUGUACAACAACAAUCUGAACGGUAUCCUUGCAGACGAAAUGGGUCUCGGAAAGACUAUUCAGACCAUCAGUUUGAUUACCUAUCUCAUCGAGAAGAAGCGACAACCAGGACCUUACUUGGUUAUUGUGCCGCUUAGUACGCUUACCAACUGGACGAACGAGUUUGAGAAGUGGGCACCCAGUGUCACCAAGAUUGUUUACAAGGGUCCUCCAAACUCACGUAAACAAUAUCAGCAGCAGAUUCGUUGGGGCCAAUUUCAGGUUUUGCUCACAACCUACGAGUUUAUCAUCAAGGACAGGCCAGUUCUCAGCAAGAUCAAGUGGGUACACAUGAUUGUUGAUGAGGGUCACCGUAUGAAGAACGCCGGUUCAAAGCUCAGCAUGACCAUCACACAGUACUACACGACGCGUUAUCGUCUCAUUCUUACUGGUACCCCGCUGCAGAAUAACCUUACGGAAUUGUGGGCUAUGCUGAACUUCGUCCUUCCUACCAUCUUCAAGUCGGCUACUUCCUUCGACGAGUGGUUCAACACUCCUUUUGCGAAUACUGGAGGUCAAGACAAGAUGGAGCUUACUGAAGAAGAGCAGUUGCUCGUCAUUCGUCGUCUUCAUAAGGUUCUCAGGCCUUUCUUGCUCCGUCGUCUCAAGCGUGAUGUCGAGAAGGAUCUUCCCGACAAGACCGAGCGUGUGAUCAAGUGCAACUUCUCGACGCUCCAAGCGAAGCUGUACAAGCAACUUGUCACACACAACCGACUCAUGGUCAGCGACGGCAAGGGCGGAAAGACUGGUAUGCGCGGAUUGAGCAAUAUGCUGAUGCAGUUGCGUAAGCUGUGCAAUCAUCCAUUCGUAUUCGAAGAGGUUGAAGACGUCAUGAACCCAACCAAGGGUACAAACGAUCUUCUGUGGCGUGCAGCCGGCAAGUUUGAACUGCUUGACCGAAUUCUGCCCAAGUUCCAAGCCACAGGUCAUCGUGUCCUCAUGUUCUUCCAGAUGACACAGAUUAUGAACAUCAUGGAGGACUACUUGCGGUUGCGAGGUAUGAUGUACCUGCGUCUGGACGGAGCGACUAAAGCAGAUGAUCGAUCUGAUCUGCUGAGGCUGUUUAACGCUCCCGACUCACCGUACUUCUGCUUCCUGCUAUCCACGCGUGCCGGUGGUCUUGGACUGAACCUUCAAACUGCCGAUACCGUUAUCAUCUACGAUUCUGAUUGGAAUCCUCACCAGGAUUUGCAAGCCCAGGAUCGUGCCCAUCGUAUCGGUCAGAAGAACGAGGUCCGCAUUCUGCGUCUUAUUACCUCCAACUCUGUUGAGGAGAAGAUUCUUGAGCGAGCCAACUACAAGCUGGACAUGGAUGGCAAGGUUAUUCAAGCUGGUAAAUUCGACAACAAGUCCAAGGACGACGAGCGAGACGCCAUGUUGCGAAUCAUGUUGGAGUCUGCUGAAGCCGCAGAAAGCCUUGAACAGGAAGAGAUGGAUGAUGAUGAUCUGAACCAGAUUAUGAUGCGACACGAUCACGAGUUGGCAACUUUCCAAGAGAUGGACAGAAAGCGCUUGGCGGAAGAUCCAUAUGGUCCCGGCAAACCGCUUGGUCGCUUGAUCGGCGAGAGUGAGUUGCCAGACAUUUACCUGAACGAGGAGGCUCCCAUCGUCGAUGAGAAGGAUGACACACCUGCUGGUCGUGGUGCUCGAGAGCGUACCCGCGUCAAGUAUGAUGAUGGUCUUACCGAGGAGCAGUGGUUGGAGGCUGUCGACAACGAUGAAGAUACUAUUGAAGCUGCUAUCGCCCGCAAAGAAGCUAAGGUCGCCAAGCGAGGUAGGAAUAAGACUGGAAGGGCAGGUGAAGAGGAUUCGCCAGUUCCAUCACGCGCCAGCUCAGAGGAACCUAUGCCGAAGAAGCGAGGCCGCAAACCCAAGGCUGAGAAGCGCAAAGCCGACGAAGCCUCUCUCGAUGCUGACCUUGCACCUCGCAAGCGUGGCCGGCCCGCUCCAGCCAAGGACAUGCUACACCCUGACCAGAGAGCGUCGCUUCAGAAGGUUGUUAAUGUUGUCUACGAAGCUCUCAACGACCUGGAGGAAGAGUCGCAAGAUCCCAACAUCCCCAAUCGCGGUAUCAUCGACCCAUUUAUUGAGCUUCCAGACAAGUGGGAUUACCCAGAUUACUACCAGCUGAUCAAGAAUCCCAUCUGCAUGAAGCAGAUUGAGAAGAAGAUCAACAAGAAGGAGUACCAGUCUGUGAAGCAGUUCCGUCAAGAUCUAGGCUUGCUGUGUAACAACUGCCGCACAUACAAUGAGGAUACGUCACUGCUCUUCCAAGAUGCCAACCUGAUAGAGCAGACUGCACUCGACAAGCUUCGGGAAGCGACGGCAGAGUUUCCAGAGUGGCAAGAUUACGACGAUGGUGGUAGUGUCACUGGUGGUGGUAUGAGCACCAUGACGAGUGCGGUUGGCACACCACGGGCUGGUGUCUGA